This is a messenger RNA of Fraxinus pennsylvanica, 2508 nucleotides long. The record is from the annotation of a GenBank genome assembly. NCBI's taxonomy places the organism in Eukaryota, Viridiplantae, Streptophyta, Magnoliopsida, Lamiales, Oleaceae.
AUGGAGCAAAAUCACGUGUUGUUGUCGGCAUUGAGCGUAGGAGUAGGUGUCGGACUCGGGUUGGUAUCGAGUAAGACCGUUAGCAAAUGGACAGGAGCUUCGGUGGCGGAGGGUGUAACCGGUCACCAAAUUGAACAGGAACUUCUCAGAUUGGUUCUUGAUGGCAAGAAUACCAAGGUCACCUUUGAUGACUUCCCUUAUUAUCUCAGCGAGCGAACAAGGGUGUUAUUAACAAGUGCUGCGUAUGUUCAUCUAAAGGAAUUAGAUGUCUCUAAGCAUACUCGAACUCUAUCACCUGCAAGUCGGGCUAUAUUGCUCUCAGGUCCUGCUGAACUUUACCAACAAAUGCUUGCAAAAGCUCUGGCAUAUCAGUUUGAAGCAAAGUUGCUAAUGCUAGAUAUAGUUGACUUUUCACUCAAGAUGCUGAGCAAGUAUGGAAGUGCCAAAAAACAGUCUCCCCUCAAGAGAUCCAUCUCAGAAGUGACAUUGGAACGAAUGUCCAGUUUGCUUGGUUCCUUCUCAUUUCUUCCACCUAGAGAGGAUAGAGGUGAAUAUUUGAGGCAAAGCACUGGAUUGGAUGCUAAAGCAAGGAGUAUGGAAGGAGUCGUCAACCCUCUAAAGCAUCGCAGAACUGCCUCUGUCUCUUCUGAUAUGAGUAGCAUUAGUGCUCAGUCAGCUUCUUCAAAUCUAGCUCCAUCAAGGCGCAAUAACGCUUCAUAUUUUGAUGAGAAAGUUCUUUUACAGGCACUUUAUAAGGUGUUGGUUUCUAUCUCAGAAACCGGUUGCAUCAUUCUCUACAUCCGAGAUGUUGAGAGAUUUCUUGCCCAAUCCUCGAGACUGUACAGACUAUUUGACAGAAUGUUGAAGAAAUUAUCAGGAUCAGUUUUGGUUCUUGGUUCCCGAAUGUUGGACCUGGAUGAUGAGUAUGGGGAAGUGGACGAGAAACUUAGUCUUUUAUUUCCUUACAACAUUGAGAUUAGGCCACCAGAAGAUGAAACUCAUCUUGUGAGCUGGAAAGCCCAGCUGGAAGAGGAUAUGAAGAAGAUUCAGCUUCAGGAUAACAAGAAUCACAUAGCAGAGGUGCUUGCAGCAAACGAUCUUGAGUGUGAUGAUCUAGGAUCAAUCUGUCAUGCAGACACGCUUGUUCUCAGUAACUACAUUGAGGAAAUUGUAGUUUCUGCUAUAUCGUAUCAUUUGAUGAAUAACAAGGAUCCAGAGUAUCGUAAUGGGAAGCUUGUUAUAUCCUCUAAGAGUUUGUCCCAUGGAUUAAGCAUAUUUAGAGAGGGAAAAGAUUGUGGCAAAGACAGCUUAAAAAUGGAGCACGAUGCUGAAUCUUCAAAGGAUUCUGAAGGGAAAGAUAAUGCUGCUGCAAAACCUGAAUCGAAGUCCAAAAAAUCAUCGUCUGAGAACAAGAGUGAGGGUGAGAAAUCAAUUCCUUCAACAAAGACCGAUGGUGAGAAUCCAUCGGCAUCAAAACCUCCGGAAGUUCCUCCUGACAAUGAAUUUGAAAAGCGCAUAAGGCCAGAGGUUAUUCCUCCAAAUGAGAUUGGAGUGUCAUUUGCCGAUAUUGGUGCCUUGGAUGAGACCAAAGAAUCACUUCAAGAGCUGGUCAUGCUUCCUCUUCGAAGACCAGACCUUUUCAAUGGCGGGCUUCUUAAACCUUGCAGAGGCAUACUGCUCUUUGGUCCUCCGGGUACUGGGAAAACGAUGCUUGCAAAGGCCAUUGCCAAUGAGGCAGGAGCAAGCUUUAUAAAUGUCUCAAUGUCCACUAUCACUUCAAAAUGGUUUGGGGAAGAUGAAAAGAAUGUCCGAGCCCUUUUCACCCUGGCAGCCAAGAUUUCUCCUACAAUCAUUUUUGUGGAUGAGGUAGAUAGUAUGCUUGGGCAACGAACUAGAGUUGGAGAGCAUGAAGCAAUGAGGAAAAUUAAGAACGAAUUCAUGACAAAUUGGGAUGGCCUGUUGACAAAACCUGGAGAGCGCAUUCUGGUUCUGGCAGCAACAAACAGGCCUUUUGAUCUUGAUGAAGCAAUUAUUAGGCGAUUUGAGCGCAGAAUAAUGGUUGAUCUACCUUCCGUGGAGAGCAGAGAAAUGAUCUUGAAAACCCUUCUGUCAAAAGAAAAAGUAGAGGACGUAGACUUCAAAGAGCUGGCUGCCAUUACUGAAGGAUAUAGUGGAAGUGAUCUCAAGAAUUUGUGUGUAACAGCGGCUUAUCGACCAGUGAGAGAAUUGAUACAAAAAGAGAAACAAAAAGAUAAGGAAAAGAAGCCGAAAGAUGAAGAUGGGAAGAGCUCUGAAGAUGCUUCUGCUUCUGCUUCGAAAGAAGAAGCUAAAGAGGAAGAAAUAAUUACUUUAAGGCCGUUAAACAUGGAAGACAUCAGGCAGGCAAAGAAUCAGGUUGCUGCCAGUUUCGCUUCUGAGGGAUCCAUAAUGAGUGAACUGAAGCAAUGGAACGAACUAUAUGGAGAAGGAGGUUCAAGAAAGAAACAGCAGUUAUCAUACUUCCUUUAG